Molecule: messenger RNA, 1239 nt
Organism: Sparassis crispa
Lineage: Eukaryota; Fungi; Basidiomycota; Agaricomycetes; Polyporales; Sparassidaceae
Exons: 3
Coding region: 1-1239 (412 amino acids)
Source: RefSeq, a predicted model, not a curated record
AUGUUUGCUCGAAUACGUCCCUCCUGUAGCGCGAGCCUCAGGCAGUGCGCCCGACGCGCCCUCGCGACGGAGGGCCAAUCUAUAUCUACAGAGCUGCCACCACCUCUCGAUUCCUUUCCACCUGUACCUGAAGCCGAUCGCCACGCUGACCAGCAAAAGGCGCCAGCUUUCGACGAGGACAAAGCUGGCAUAAUCGUGCGCCCAUGGGACGGCAUCCAGUCAAUGCCCGAGGUAUUUUCACUCAUUCGCGGAAUCGAGCGCAAGUAUGGGAAAAUACGCGAAUAUAGCAUUUCACGGGACUAUGACUUUCGGUCGCAAUAUGCUCCAUUUUUCUGGGCUCGCUUUGAGGACCCCGCAUCAUACGAGCGCGUCAGGGAUGCGAAAAGGAUCACCCAACUGGAAGUUCCUGUCGUAGACACGGACCGCCCUGGUAAUGUAGGACUAGACGACCUGCAGGAUCUACUCCUGUCGGAGGAUUGGCAAGGUCCAGAGGAGCAGGAGUUGGCGGUAGGAGAGGUGGAAGGGCAGGUUAAGACGAGAACGGUGGACGUGAAGAUCGAAUUCUCCAAGUUUGGUUUUUAUCUCACAUCCGUGAAGCCUGACAAGACGAGCAAUGGCGCGUUCCAACAGGCAUAUCGUUCAUGGGGUGGAUUCUUCCAACCCACCCCGGAUACUCCACCCGAGGCGACCCAUUGGAUGAGACAGGUUAAAGGCAACUCGACCCGCAGGCCGCGGCAGGUGGAGGAGAGCCCUGCCGAGACGCACAAGGUAGACUCGUUUGGGUCACCUCAACAACUUGAAGGUCAUGUGGGGCACGAAUUCGAUACACAAGCUGAAGCGGAUAAUCUUGCCUUCACUCGUUCGGCAGCGCGUGCACCACCAGCAAAACCCGCCACACCACCACCUGAACAACCCGCUGCGACAUCUUCAUCCUGGUCAGACCCUGUCCAAUCUGCUAGUGUUAUCCCUCCCACAGUUGAGACUGUACCGCCUGUCGUCGAGACAUCCGUUCCGCAUACCGCUGAGAAGACCGAGGAGCCCAGGGCCCCACCGCAGCUCUCGCGGCGCGAACGCAUCCUUGCCCAGGCCCGUGAAAACGCUCGCACGCCACUGCCCUCACAGGCGCAAAAGGCGGAGCAAGCGAAGCUGGAGGAGGCAGAAAAGAAGAAGAAAGCGGAGCGUACGAUGCUUUCUGUGAGGGAAAGGCUGUGGAAGAUUAUGGGCGAGAAGUGGUUCUGA